Molecule: messenger RNA, 4483 nt
Organism: Arvicanthis niloticus (Nile rat)
Lineage: Eukaryota; Metazoa; Chordata; Mammalia; Rodentia; Muridae
Gene: Etaa1
Product: ETAA1 activator of ATR kinase
Biological process (GO): DNA damage response; replication fork processing; positive regulation of protein serine/threonine kinase activity
Cellular component (GO): nuclear replication fork
Molecular function (GO): protein serine/threonine kinase activator activity
Source: RefSeq, a predicted model, not a curated record
GUGUUUUGCGCGCCCAACUUGCAAAGAUGGCGGUGGCCGGUGGCGCGCGAGCCCUUUGCAGAGCCGUUUCCCCAGCUCCUCUGUAGCAAAAUAUGAAUGCAGCUGAAGGACGGUGCCACGGAAAUGAGUCGGCGAAGGAAGCAUGCGGACAGCCCUGCCCGCAGGAGCACGCCGCGCAGGGCGGCUGCCGAGAACUGCUGCCGGGCGGCGGAGUCGGGGCCGCGGGAUUCAAGGGCGGCCCACAACUCCCCGCUCAGCCGGGCUGGAACGCGGUCUGCGCGGCGGGCGCAGCGGCGGGCAGCGGCUGACGGCGGGCGGAGCCCCGGGGAAAAGAAGGAGACACCAGCACAAGUUCUGAAAAUGGAUUUAUUAUCCUGUGCCUUCAGUUCUCCAAAUGAUCCAGAUGGACAGACUGAUAUCUUCUGGGAUCAAAAUUCUCCAAUGACAAAACAGUUAGGUAAAGGAAGAAAAAAGCAGAUUUCCAGUACAUACCGUGAUGAGAUUUCACAUAUUGUUAAUCGUAUUGCUCCUCAGGAUGAAAAACCAGUGACAAACUCCAUGCUGGGUGUAUGGAUUGGCGAAACUGCUAUUCCUUGUACUCCUGGUGUAGCAAAAGAAAAAUCAAGAGUGAAAAUCAGCUGCAAAAAAUUAAAAACAAAAAAUCGGGAAAAGGAACUUAUGAAAUUGGCCCAACAGUUUGAUAAAAAUAUGGAAGAACUUGAUGUGAUCCAAGAGCAAGAUGGGAAGAAUCAUGAUUUUAUCCAGACAACUUCAGAAGUGGGACAUUUCCAUAACCAUAAAGACUCUGUGCAGAUGGUGUCAGAUGAAAUAGUUGCUGAAAUUAAUUGUACUCCAAUAAAAAAGCAAAUGGAAGGAGACACUAGAAUAUCGUUGGCAAAGGGGCAAGACAGCAGUCAGAAACCCUUUGACCAAAAUGUUGAAGCAGCCUUUAAUGCUAUUUUUGAUGGUUCCACUCAGAUGUGUAGUGGACAACUAAGCCAAGAUUUGUCAGAUGCUUUUUUGAACAAUAGUACAACUUCCUUGAGAAAGAAAAAUGCCUUACUACAAGAGGAAAUAAUUACUACUGAAACUCUGCUUACUGAAAACCUACUAAAUAAAACUCCAAGAUCACCUUCCUCUCAAGUAGAUACUACCGUAAUACUAAAAUCAUGUGUGACUCCCUGUCGUAAGACACCAGCAGCAUCUAAUAAACAACUUGAUGAGUUGACUGCUAAUGAUUUUGAGGAUGAUUGGGAAAGCUUACUAGCCAGUGAGCCCUUCCUUAUGGAAAAUGCUGAAAUGCUUGAAUUCUUUCCGUCUACAACUGCCCAAGAAACUGGUCAGAAGGCAGUUUGUACCUCGAUUGGUGAAAAUGAUAUAAUCACAUCAAGAGCAAAUAUGAAUCUAGGUGGAAGGUUAAAAGAUUCAAAAGUAACACUGGAUCUUCCUUUAAAGGCACAAAACAGAGAACUAAGAAAUGCUGGAGAAUAUAGGUUUUCAUCACAUCCAAGUGAUGAAUCAAGGAAGUUACCAUUCACUGAAAAUAAAGUGAGACUUGACAAAUCUGUCACUAACAUUGUUAGUAAAAAUGAAAAUUAUGUUCAUGUCUCUAAUCUUACAAAAGUGAAAGAAGAAGGUCAUAGUAAGAGCAUACUUAAUUUACAUGCCUCUAACAAGUCUGGUUCACACACAAGGUAUCCUAAUGAACAAAAUUACAAGCUUGGUGUUAACCUGCCUUUGAAAGUACCUACUACUGACCCAUUUGAUUCUGUGUCCGUGGGCAAAGAAAACAUUGUGUGUAACACAAAUAAGCUUCAUGGAUCAAAGCUCAAUUCUUCCUUAGAUGACUGGAAUGAUCCGCUGUUGGCCAGUGAAAUGAUUAAAGCAUGCCAUCAAUUAGAGACUACCUGGGAAGCAGAUGAUGUAGAUGAUGAUUUGUUAUAUCAGGCUUGUGAUGACAUUGAAAGACUAACUCAGCAAGAAAACAUGGGUAGCAAGGAGUCAGAAAGUAUAAAUAAUACUUCCAAACAUGCAUCUAAACAAGGAAGUGUGUUGGUAUCAUCUAAACAUGGGAAUCUUGUCAGCUCUGCAGUGCCAUUGUCUUUAGCAAAUAAAUCACAGAUAAAUAAGCUAGAGACAGUAGAGAAAAGAGACAUAUAUGAAGAUUGUCCCAAUAUUUUGGAUGCUACAAGUUUGUCUGUGCGCUCUAAAAGUUCAAGUGAUAAUCAGCAUGUACCAGUACAAGUGAAUAGUUCAAAAUUUGUUCUUGCAGGACGUUCAGAUUUGAAUGUAAAUUUGAGUCCCAAGAGCACAAACAUUGCUGUUAAUAGGAAGUUGAGUACUCAGCAGCUAUCCCAUAACAGCUUAGCAGAUAAAGCUCAGAAUGACAACAAAGUACUGAAGUUACCAAAAUUCACAUUUAAGAAGAAAAAUUCUCAGUUUCUUUCUCAGUUAAAUCAAAAUCAUCUACCAGGAAGUAUGCCUGUUAGCAAAAUCUCAGAGGAUUUAGGGAAAAGGGAAACUGUCAAUUCAUUGCUUGAAGCUAAUCAACAGCAAUCUUCAAUAAAAUAUUCUGAGUUUUUGAAACCAUCUUCCCCAGAUGAAGAAGAGAGAAAUAGGAAGUGUUCUCCUGAAGAAAUUCAACGAAAAAGGCAGGAAGCACUGGUUCGAAGAAAGGCAAAAGCAUUGCAUACUGUGCAGUCAGCUCCCAUUUCACUGCCUUGAUGAAAGUUGAGUUAGACGGUUUCACAACUAUUGAUAACUAUCUGUGAUAGGACUUUUCUGAUUUCUCUGUGAGAAAUUUAAUGCUGACUUUUAAAGCGUGAGCUUCUACUUUAUUAUUUAAUAAAUCAGUGUUUACAGUGGUAAAUGACACUUUCUCAGAGAUGUAUGUGAAUUAUGUAUAUAAGCUUUUGAAAAGUUAGCAGGUAUGUAUAUACAGAGGAAAGUACUCGUCUUUAUUAAAUAUGGUAGCAGAUGAGCAUCAAAAUCAGCUGUAAAGCUUCUGUCGAAGGCUUUCUCAAGCACAAAGAUUAAAAUUGCUAAGUAAACAGCAACUUGGUUUUUAGUGUCAUUUUCAGUUAAGGUUUUUAUACAUUGUCAAUUUUUAACUAAUAUUCCCAUGGUCUUACUGGUCUUGCUGAAAAGUAGAGAAUUUCUGCUUAUUUUCAAGAAAAUUGUGCUUAAUUGCUAUCUAGAAGUAGCUAAAUGUAAUAUUUCUAAAAUGUGAUUCGAUUUGAAGACAUUUCACUAUUAGCAAAGCCAUGUACUAGGCAUUAAGUCUAGUUUAGCAAAAAGGAAAAAAAGAAAAAAAGCUUUAGAAUUGCCAGAAACAUAUCAUCUGAUCCAGCUUCUUUGUCAUAUAGGUUAGAUAGAGCAAUUCAAUCUGUUCUUUCUCUUUGUUUACAUACGUGUUUGUGUAAGGGUCAUGCUAUGUGACCCAAGCUGGCCUUCAACUCUCUCUGUCACCGAUAUGGCCCCAGACUAUCAGUGAUCCUCUUGCCUCAGCCUCUCAGUGCUCUUAAGUACAGAUGCAUACGGCCAUGCCCAACUCAUGGUAUUACUUUCAAAGUCACAGACAAGUUAAACCUGCCCUUUUGUUUGAAUGGUUUUUCUGAACAUCUGAACAGUUUCAUGAUUUGCUUCAAUCUGUUAGUACUUAAAAUAAUUGGAAGGAACACAAACACUUAAUACAAUCUAAAGUACAUUAAAGACUGCUUAUUAACAGUACUUACAAACAUUCUUUACUUUAAAGAAUUAACUAAUCUUUCCAGGAUUCAAAAUUAGACUUUCUAUUCUCAGUUUUCUUAUUACUGUAAUUUCCCUUCUUAUUAAUUAUUUACUUCAGUGUUUUCCCCGCUGUCAUCCUUGCCUCCUUUUGGCUUUUAAACAAUGAACCAGUAAUAAAAACGUUAACUAAAGGGGAUGGCAUGCGGUAGUAUGGAUGCUAGUAGUUUUCUAUGUGCUUUUUAAGAGAUAUGAAGAAAAUUAUAGAUAUGAAACACUCAUCUUGGUAUGGUGUUCACUAUUGUUCAGGUGUCUGAGAGGUUUGACAAUCUGAUAGUUAUUAUGUAUCAUUUUUCAAAUGUUAUUUUUAUAUGUACAGUAAAGCAGAUUUUAGUUUCUCCGUAUUAUCAAAGAGUAUAUUAUAAAGACCUAAAUAAAUGUUGUAAGUUAAUAUGUAAGAGAAUGAAGAGACUAGAUUCCUUUUCUAGUGAGCCUGAAUUCAGUCUUUUCUAAAUCUCUCUUUGUUCAAGUUCUCCCAUCACUUGUUUUCUGUAGAAUUCUUUUAAGUCAUCCUGCCCAUCCUUUUACACUUGGCCUGGUGAGUCUGUUUCUUUGGAAUUUAUACCUACCUGACCAUCUUCAUUGAAAUUAAUACUGUCUAAGUAACUCCUGUAUCUUGCAAAGAAAACAGAAAAGCACUUCUGGAUAGUGGGGAUAUGCUGUCCCAGCAGGCUACCCCUCCCUUCCUUUCAUACCA